Molecule: messenger RNA, 321 nt
Organism: Lithohypha guttulata
Lineage: Eukaryota; Fungi; Ascomycota; Eurotiomycetes; Chaetothyriales; Trichomeriaceae
Exons: 2
Coding region: 1-321 (106 amino acids)
Source: RefSeq, a predicted model, not a curated record
AUGAGUGGCAUCGAGGUUGCAGUGUUGGCUAUAGCAGUCGUAAAUGCCAUCUCUGCAGGCCUUGCAGUACCAACAAAGCUUGAGAAGAAGUUGCAGCGGGUUCUCAGUAGUGAGACCCCCCUAGGACUACAAGAGCGAUCCGUGCUGGAGAGUUAUCCCGUCCCAAUCCUUUCUAGCGAUAAUGCUCUCCGUCUCUCGACAGAAAAAUACCACAGUGAGGCGGGCUUCUUGCGCGGGUACAAAGCUGGAAAGCAGGACACGAAUACUGCAUCAGGUCAAGUGUCAGGCUGGACUUCAGGGUCACCAGACAAGGACUUCUAG